AUGGCUCUGCCGCGGCCAGGUGAGGCCGCGCCGCAGGACAAGGUGUGCUACCUGCCCGAGAGCGGCUCCCAGAUGCUGGCUGCCUACUACACGCAUUUCGCGACCUAUGGCCACUACGGAAGCACUGUAACAACCACCAAGGAAGACGAUUUCCAACCCUUCCGGCAACUGGACGCCGCGGUGUCAGCUGCCCCGGCCAUGCCCCCCUUCGCCUUCCGGAUGGCACCUCCCAUGCUGAACCCCGGUCUGGCUCUGCAGAGGGAGCCGCUCUACGACCUGCCCUGGUACGGCAAGCCACCACCGUAUUACCCGUUUCCCCACCUCCCCACGGAGUUUCCGCACUUUGCGAACAGCAGCCGCGAGUACGUGGGUGCUAGCAGAGAAGAUCUGGGUCCCGCUGGUGGCCGCAGCGACAGUGGCCAGUGGUGCGGACCUGAAACUUUAAUUUCACCGGCUCCUGUGGAUGCUCCAGGGUUACCUGAGGGGCUGAAGACUUCCCAGUUAUUACCUUGCUCACCCAGCAAGCGGUCUGAGGAUCAUCCCAAAUCCUCCACCCAAGAGGGAAAGUCGCCUGGUCGUUUUCACUUCACCGAGGAGGACCUGCACUUGGUUCUGUAUGGGGUCACGCCCAGCCUGGAUCGCCCAGCCAGCCUGCACCACGCGAUUUCCGGCCUCCUGGUCCCCACGGACAGCUCUGGGUCUGAUUCUCUUCCUCACAAUCUGGAUAAAGACUCCCUUCAACUUCCAGAAGGUCUCUGCCUCAUGAAGACAAUGUUUGGUGAAGUGCCACACUUUGGUGUGUUCUGCAGUAGUUUUAUUGCCAAAGGAAUGAGGUUUGGGCCCUUUCAAGGUAGAGUAGUCAACGCCAGUGAAGUCAAGACCUAUGGAGACAAUUCUCUGAUGUGGGAAAUCUUUGCAGAUGGUCAUUUGAGCCACUUUAUAGAUGGAAAAGGAGGUACGGGGAAUUGGAUGUCCUAUGUCAACUGUGCCCGCUUCCCCAAGGAGCAGAACCUAGUUGCUGUGCAGUGUCAAGGGCAUAUAUUUUAUGAGAGCUGCAAAGAGAUCCACCAGAACCAAGAGCUCCUUGUGUGGUAUGGAGACUGCUAUGAGAAAUUUCUGGAUAUUCCCGUGAGCCUUCAAGUCACAGAGCCCAGGAAGCAGCCACUUGGGUCCUCUGAAGAGUCUGCAAAAGGCUUUUGGUGUGAAAGAUGUGGGAAAGUGUUCACCUACGAAUACUACAGGGACAAGCACCUCAAGUACACCCCCUGUGUGGACAAGGGUGAUAGGAAAUUUCCCUGUUCUCUCUGCACACGAUCCUUUGAGAAGCGGGACCGGCUCCGGAUCCACAUCCUUCAUGUCCACGAGAAGCACAGGCCUCACAAGUGUUCUACAUGUGGGAAAUGUUUCUCCCAGUCUUCAAGUCUGAACAAACACAUGAGAGUCCACUCUGGAGACAGACCGUACCAGUGUGUGUAUUGUACCAAGAAAUUUACUGCCUCCAGCAUACUCCGCACACAUAUUAGGCAGCACUCCGGGGAGAAGCCCUUCAAAUGCAAGCACUGUGGGAAAUCUUUUGCCUCCCACGCUGCCCACGACAGCCAUGUCCGGCGUUCCCACAAGGAGGACGAGGGCAGCUCUUGUGGCAUCUGUGGGAAAACCUUCCCGGAUCAAGAAACGCUCUACUCCCACAGGAAGCUUCAUGGAGACUGCUAG
Molecule: messenger RNA, 1713 nt
Organism: Propithecus coquereli (Coquerel's sifaka)
Lineage: Eukaryota; Metazoa; Chordata; Mammalia; Primates; Indriidae
Gene: PRDM14
Product: PR domain containing 14
Exons: 7
Coding region: 1-1713 (570 amino acids)
Biological process (GO): regulation of transcription by RNA polymerase II
Cellular component (GO): nucleus
Molecular function (GO): RNA polymerase II transcription regulatory region sequence-specific DNA binding; protein binding
Source: RefSeq, a predicted model, not a curated record